AUGAGCGAUUUAACGAAAAAACAAACUGGGUACAAGACUCUGAGGAGGCGUUUGAAAGCAAGACAAAGGGCAAUCAAGGUAAUCAAAACAAUUCCUUAAGAUCUGAAGUUUAUUUGAGGUAGCUGAUUAUGAUAUUUGUUUCAAUUAAUUCGUGUUUGAUUUGUCGCAGUAAUUCGUUAGAAUUCAAUUGAAGUUUAUGACUAAAUUUUGAUACGCACAACAUCAAACAUCUGAACUAUAAUUAAUUUUACCGGUUGUUGUUAUUGUCCUGUUUGUUUGUUUGUUUGGUUUUACCUUUAGCUAAUAAUCCGCGCCAAAACAUCGAGAAAACGACUGAUUAAAUAGUUGCAACUGAUCGAUAGAUCAUUAAGCUGUUUGGUUAGCGUACAAAACACACUGUCAAAAGUACCUCUUCAGGACAUAUUUAGGGUUGCAAAUUUAAUUUCAACGCUACUUUCAACGCUUACCCUCGGACUUAGAAAGAGGGGGUUGGGAGUUAGGUGGUUGUCACCCCAAUGGUUGCAGUUGAUUGAUAGAUCAUGUUUAAGUGAGAAUGCAUGUUUUCUCAACUUCUUUCAGCAAUAAUAGUCAAGAUGGCGACCAUUGUUGGUGACGCCACAGGCCUCCGGUAGCGCUACUACCAAUAAAAAUAUACCUCAUCUCAAUAAAAUUUACCUCAUCUUGUUGAGAUCAAGGGCUUUUCCGUAAUGGCAAAAUCCUUUUAGAAUACUGCAACAUAUCUCUAGGGAGGGGUUUCUCCCCCCCCCUUCCCCAACCCCCGACCCCUGCAUUGGGUAUGAAUUUGCGUAUAGGUCCGAGGGUUAAAAUAAGUGUUCGGUUGUGAACGUUUCUGUUCCGGCUAAACACUUACUAGAGUACAAACUAAAUACUAAUUUCCUUCUGUUCGCAGUUUUUAAGGAACAAGGUUGCUUGGCUCGAGCUUCAGCUAACUCUUCAUUAUGUCGAAGAUCGUAGAACUGAAGAAUGUGAUGAAACCUAUGUGGAUGAUUUGUUUGACGACUGCAGAAAGUGUCAACUUCUAAGAAAGAUGCUAGACGCCGCGCCUAUACCACUGGUGUGGGUUAUUGUUAUUUGCUUAAUUAAUGAUUAUUAUUAUUAUUAUGAUUAUUAUGAUUAUUAAUUUUAAUUUUACUAUUAUUACUAUUAUUAUUACUAUUAUUAUCAUUAUUGCUAUUAUUAUUAUUAUUAUUAUUAUUAUUAUUAUUAUUAUUUGAUAAUCUGACCACCACAUCACCAAGCACGUGCGAAGAAAAAUAAUAUUAAAUAACAUUUUCUUCUCACUUGCUUAGUGAUGUGGAAGUGGGAUUACAAAUAACUAAAUAAAUAAACAGAACUAAUAAUGCAAGCUGAAUAGUAAUAAAAAAUAACACCGUAAUUCAAAAGAUCUAAAACUUCCUUUCAAUAACUUCACAGUCAGUAACACACAAGUUUACAAAGUAAGACUCGUGAGUUUUUCGUUGGCUGUGCCCAAAAGACGCCUCCUAAGGGAACCUGAAAAGAAAAUUGUCCGCUUUUAGAAUUCAGGAUCCUGAGUUUUGGAAUCCGGAAUACUGCUCAAGGAAUCCGGAAUCACACUAACGAUUAAAAUGUGGUAUCCAAGCUCCCGUGGAAAUAAUACGGUAUCCAGUAACUGGAAUCUGGCGUGGCUAAACAGAUCCAAGGACUGUUUGGAUUCCCUUACAUUGAAUGCGGCGAUAGGAGCUUUCAAUCUAGGUUCAGCGGUGGUUGCUACGACAGUGCUAUUUCAAGCUGCUGGCACGAUCUUUUUUCAAUCUUCAUGUCUUUAAAAUAGCACACAUUUUUUUAUGAAAGUGAGUUAUCUACUAAUACAUAAAAUCAUACUUUGUGUAUUUGAAAGGGUUGCCUUUCAUUCACUUUGUUUUCCGGUCUCAAUAUCUAGAUUCCUGGGUUACGAGUUCUACAACUCUAUCUAAAUUCAUCUCUCUGUCAGAUCCCAGGUUUAAGUGAUUGCUCCCAGGACGAAUUGGAUGAAACAGUAGCUGUAAUUCCUAAUUCAGUGGCGACCAGCCUCGCAGGUGAGGAUUUUACCGUCACGAUUGAUCCAUCUCACCAUUCACUGGACCAACAGCAAGACGCUGACGCUCCCAAAGUACUUCCGAGAGGGAAUGAGCUUUUCAGCCGAGGAUCAUCCGAAAAAAUCUGUUGUAUUUUACUCGUUGCUGUUGCUAUUCUACUUGUUAACUGGAUGUGA
Porites lobata is the source of this 2233-nucleotide messenger RNA. The record is from the annotation of a GenBank genome assembly. Lineage: Eukaryota; Metazoa; Cnidaria; Anthozoa; Scleractinia; Poritidae.